Messenger RNA from Eutrema salsugineum, 2633 nucleotides. RefSeq names its product protein ACCUMULATION AND REPLICATION OF CHLOROPLASTS 6, chloroplastic. NCBI's taxonomy places the organism in Eukaryota, Viridiplantae, Streptophyta, Magnoliopsida, Brassicales, Brassicaceae. The record is from RefSeq and is a predicted model, not a curated record. The coding region runs from base 78 to 2483 and encodes 801 amino acids. Gene Ontology annotation, biological process: chloroplast fission. Gene Ontology annotation, cellular component: chloroplast inner membrane. The transcript has 7 exons.
CCCUAGAAGGCCAACCCCUCUAUUCGGACUACAUGAACAAAAGAAAAUGAUAGCAUAAUCGAAAGAUUUAUUCUCCAAUGGAAGCUCUAGGUCACGUUAGCAUUAGCCUCUUCCCAUUCCAGAAAUGCCGAAUUCCACCGGCGACGAAACUCAGUCGUAGCCAAACCUCAGUUCCGACCACCACUAUCUGUUCUGCUAGCAGAUGGGCCGAUCGUCUUCUCUCCGACUUCAAUUUCACUUCCGAUUCCUCCUCCUCCUCUGUUGCCACCGCCACCGCCACUCUCGUCUCUCCGCCACCAUCUAUUGAUCGUCCCGAACGCCACGUUCCCAUUCCUAUCGAUUUCUACCAGGUUUUGGGAGCGGAGACGCAUUUCUUAACUGAUGGAAUCAGAAGAGCAUUCGAAGCUAGGGUUUCGAAACCGCCCCAAUUCGGUUUCAGUGACGACGCAUUAAUCAGCAGAAGGCAGAUUCUUCAAGCUGCUUGUGAGACACUUUCGAAUCCUCGGUCUAGAAGAGAGUACAACGAAGGUCUUCUUGAUGCCGAGGAAGCUAUAGUCAUCACUGAUGUACCUUGGGAAAAGGUUCCUGGUGCACUCUGUGUAUUGCAAGAAGCUGGUGAGACUGAGGUCGUUCUUCGGGUAGGAGAAGCUCUGCUCAAGGAGAGGUUGCCUAAAUCGUUCAAGCAAGACGUGGUUUUAGUUAUGGCGCUUGCGUUUGUGGACAUCUCGAGGGAUGCAAUGGCUUUGGAUCCACCUGAUUUUAUUACCGGUUAUGAGUUCGUUGAGGAAGCUCUGAAACUUUUGCAGGAGGAAGGAGCAAGCAGCCUUGCACCAGAUUUACGUGCACAAAUUGAUGAGACUUUGGAAGAGAUCACUCCACGUUAUGUCUUGGAGCUUCUUGGUUUACCGCUUGGUGACGAUUACGCAGGGAAAAGACAAGACGGUUUAAGCGGUGUACGCAAUAUUUUGUGGUCUGUUGGAGGAGGUGGAGCAUCAGCUGUCGUUGGGGGUUUAACACGUGAAAAAUUUAUGAAUGAGGCGUUUUUACGAAUGACAGCAGCUGAGCAGGUUGAUUUAUUUGUAGCUACCCCGAGUAAUAUUCCAGCAGAGUCAUUUGAAGUUUACGAAGUUGCGCUUGCGCUUGUGGCUCAAGCUUUUAUAGGUAAGAAGCCCCACCUUUUACAGGAUGCUGAUAAGCAAUUCCAGCAACUUCAGCAUGCUAAUGUAAUGGCUAUGGAGAUUCCCGCGAUGUUGUAUGAUCCACGAAAUAAUUGGGAGGUAGACUUUGGUCUGGAAAGGGGACUUUGUGCACUGCUUAUAGGCAAAGUUGACGAAUGUCGUAUGUGGUUGGGCUUAGACAGUGAGGAUUCACAGUAUAGGAAUCCAGCUAUUGUGGAGUUUGUCUUGGAGAAUUCAAAUCGUGAUGACAAUCAUGAUCUCCCUGGACUUUGCAAACUAUUGGAAACCUGGUUGGCAGGGGUUGUCUUUCCUAGAUUCAGAGACACUAAAGAUAAGAAUUUUAAACUUGGGGAUUAUUAUGAUGAUCCCAUGGUUUUGAGUUACUUGGAAAGGGUGGAGGUAGUUCAGGGUUCUCCAUUAGCUGCUGCUGCAGCUAUGGCAAGGAUGGGAGCCGAGCAUGUCAAGGCUAGUGCUAUGCAGGCACUGCAGAAAGUUUUUCCUUCUCGCUAUUCAGAUGGAAUCGGGACUGAACCCAAGGAUGUGCAAGAGACAGCGUUUACUGUAGAUCCUGUUGGUAACAGGGUAGGACAUGAUGAUGAGACUGUUGUUUCUACUGGAGAAGCAGAAAGACUGUCUGAGAACUUUGAUACAAAUGAUUAUGCGAUUCGAUCUGGGGUCUCAAAGAGUAGCAUUGAUGCAGUUACCGCUGAAAAGUCCGUUGCUGAUAAGGUAAAGGAGGUAAGUGUGAAGGUUCUAUCUGCUGGUGUUGUUAUUGGAAUGAUUUCACUGGCCGGCCUGAGGUUUUUGCCGCUUAAAAGCAGCUCAUCUUUUCAACGCAAGGAUAUGGCUUCUUCAACAGCAUCUGACAUUGCCACCGUAGGAUCAGUGAAAGCUGAGGAUUCAGAAGCACUUCCCAGAAUGGAUGCAAGGACUGCAGAGAGUCUAGUCUGCAAGUGGCAGAAGAUAAAGUCCCAGGCUUUUGGGCGUGAUCAUUGCAUAGAAAAAUUGCCAGAGGUUUUGGAUGGGCGAAUGCUGAAGAUCUGGACGGACAGAGCAACUGAAACUGCGCAGCUUGGGCUGGUCUAUGAUUAUACUCUGUUGAAAGUGUCCGUUGACAGUGUGACUGUCUCAGCGGAUGGAACCCGUGCUCUAGUGGAAGCAACUCUCGAGGAGUCUGCUUGUCUAUCUGAUUUGGUUCAUCCAGAAAACAAUGCUACAGAUGUCAGAACCUACACAACAAGAUACGAAGCUUUCUGGUCCAAGACAGGCUGGAAAAUCACGGAAGGCUCUGUUCUUACAUCAUAAUAUGCUAGUAUGUAGCAUACCUGAGCUUAUGAUAUUCGCUUUGUUUUGUAAAUUCUCCGUCUAAGUUAGUGGUUAUAAAUGAACACGAAAUAUUCAGGUUCUUGUCACUCUCUCCUCCUUUGUCUAUAUGAUAAUAUAAGUUCUACAAUU